This is a messenger RNA of Brenthis ino (lesser marbled fritillary), 984 nucleotides long. NCBI's taxonomy places the organism in Eukaryota, Metazoa, Arthropoda, Insecta, Lepidoptera, Nymphalidae. The record is from the annotation of a GenBank genome assembly.
AUGGCGACGCAAAAUGCUAACGAUACGAAUGCGAAUAAAAGUCUACCACCGCCGACGAGGCCUAAGAAGCCAUUCCCGAGGCCACGACCUCACUUUAAAUCUAAGGAGUUCCCACAGCCACAAAAACCAUCCACAGUACAAACACCAUUAACUAAUGAUCCUUUAUGGCUUGAUUCCUUUGUACGUGAAGGUGAUAACGGUCUCACCGCUACUGGAGCAGAUCAAGAGACUCCAGCUGAUGCCGCCGGCUACGUAGAGCUUGUAGAGCAGGAGUACGACGCAAUAGCUUCGUGUGACAAGUAUUUUGCUAAAACGGUGCCCCUUUCAGCCUUUGCAUAUUACCAUCACAUAGUAUGGUGGUAUAAGAUCGCCUUAAUGGCAGCCAAGCAUGGCAAGGCUUCACACGACCAGUUACAGCUAAUUCAAUUGGUCGAAGGAUACGACACCGUCAUUGGGGCAGGAGCCGCAACAUAUCUCUCCGGACUUGGAGAUUUUACCGACGUGAACGGAGGUAAGCACAGAAUCGUCGCGUCAGAGCCAAACCGCGAUGGCCAUUUUGGAGUUUUAGACCACACCACCCAUGGUGCAUAUGAGACCAAGAUCGCACCACUCGUCUCCGUGCAUACUGUGUUUGCUGAUAUAAGAGCAACACUUCAACGUCGUGAACAGUGCGACUGGUGGAUAGAUGACAUCGACGUCGAGUUACCAGAACAACGACGACCACCACGACAAGUCCCGGCCCCCCCUGCGCAGCAGCGCCCCGCACGCGUCUUGAGACCGCGUCGCAGAGAGGUUUCACCUCUCCCAGAACCUAUGGGAGUUGGAACGCCCCCACCACCGGAAGAAGUCGACACGCCAAACGCUCGUGAUGAAGAAGAUGAAGAGCCACAGUGGCGCGCCACCCAAAACCUACUCGGAUGGAGACUCGGCAGACCCCUGACGAAGACACAAAGUCAACAUCUUCUUGAAACAUUAAGUACCACA